GUUUUCUCAUCGCACCAUCUUAUUUCGCAGUCUUCUUGCCAACCAUCGCGUCCUGCGCGCGGUCGACCGAGCGCUUGAGUCAACGGUGGUACGAACGCGAUAUCCAGCUCCCAGCCUCUUCGCAUCAGUCACCAGGCUUGCCAACACCCCGAUCUCUACUUUUCCGAACACUCUAUCGUCGAGUUUCGCCCAGAUUCUCACGGGCUAUUAGCGCGCACGUUGUUGUCGUCGCACACCACGACUGUUCUCACUCUCCGCUCAAGAUUUGGGCCAUCCUCUCGACCCAAGAUGGAGCAAAAGAAUACUGGGGCGCCGGUAUACGACAUUACUCAAGGAGGCCAUUAUGGAGCAAGUGCAGCUCUCUCAGCGCAAGGCUACGUCCCUCACACUGAACUCUACUCGGGUCUAUGGUCAAAUAUCAACCAAGGGCUUACCGGCCCGUCUCGCGAGAUCCUAGCGACAUACUGGCAACAAACAAUCAACCACCUCGAGACUGACACGCACGAUUUUAAGAUACAUCAGCUGCCUUUGGCUCGGAUCAAGAAGGUGAUGAAAGCGGACCCAGAAGUCAAGAUGAUAUCUGCCGAGGCGCCUAUUCUUUUCGCGAAAGGAUGCGACAUCUUUAUUACAGAAUUGACAAUGCGUGCUUGGAUCCAUGCAGAAGACAAUAAGAGACGGACGCUGCAACGCAGUGACAUUGCAGCAGCUUUGGCCAAGAGCGACAUGUUCGAUUUUCUGAUUGAUAUCGUUCCCAGAGAAGACAGCGCCGGCCAUGGAGGCGGCUCAAAACGACCCAACACGAGUGGACAAGGUGCUGCCAACCAAGUCCAACAACAGCAGCCACAGCAACAGAUGCCGCCGCCAGACUAUGGUAUGCCGCAGCAUGGCGCUAUGGGACCCCCUGACAAUCAAUACGGAAGGCCACAAAUGUAUCCGGCGCAUAUGGGCGGAGAUGCCCAACAAGACCCCAAUCAGGCAUACGGACAACCUCCGCAGAUGUUUGGCGGAGGUGAAAUGUACAACCCUUAUACUCAGGGCCAAUUCGGUGGAGGUGCUCAACAGAUGUAUUCGAACAUACCUGCACAACGACCACAAAGCCAGGGUUAUGGGGGUCCAAGGCCGGGCACUGCUGGCCGAAACGAGCAGGUUAGCGAGCCAGGAUACGGACCCGGCUAGGAGCCGGCGAAAGAAAC
Exophiala viscosa is the source of this 1193-nucleotide messenger RNA. Its product is annotated as nuclear transcription factor Y, gamma. Lineage: Eukaryota; Fungi; Ascomycota; Eurotiomycetes; Chaetothyriales; Herpotrichiellaceae. Gene Ontology annotation, cellular component: nucleus; CCAAT-binding factor complex. The transcript has 4 exons. Bases 289 to 1176 code for a protein of 295 amino acids. Gene Ontology annotation, molecular function: protein heterodimerization activity; DNA-binding transcription activator activity, RNA polymerase II-specific; RNA polymerase II cis-regulatory region sequence-specific DNA binding. Gene Ontology annotation, biological process: regulation of transcription by RNA polymerase II. The record is from RefSeq and is a predicted model, not a curated record.